Drosophila busckii is the source of this 1201-nucleotide messenger RNA. RefSeq lists its product as uncharacterized. NCBI's taxonomy places the organism in Eukaryota, Metazoa, Arthropoda, Insecta, Diptera, Drosophilidae. The record is from RefSeq and is a predicted model, not a curated record. The transcript is spliced from 2 exons. Bases 174 to 1016 code for a protein of 280 amino acids.
ACUUUUGAGUUUGAGUUGACAUUUGUAGGUUUAGUGCAGGUCAAAAUUUGAACCAUUUUCCAUCUAUAAGUUUUGUACAAAAAUCAAGUAAUACUAAAAUAGUCUUGCCAGCCCAAAACAGUCCACAUUAAAGAACGACCUGCAUGCAAUAGAUUAGGCAUUUCUUAGUAAGAAUGGCCAAUAGCGAUGUGCGAGGCACUGCAGCCAACGAACAGCCGCAGAACGGCAGCACUAGGCUAACACAGGCUACGAGAAUUCCAGCGCCAGUGGGCUUUGAUGCAAAAACAAGGAAGUACACGAGUCUGGUGAGAUCGCAGGACGACAGCUUCAGCAGCACCAGCACGCUGGUGAACAACUCGGCCGACUCGGGCGUCCAGCUGGAGUACAACUCGAGUGCGAGUGCGGAAUGCGAUGCGCUCUCUUGUGGCAGCGCUGCAUCCAUGCUGACCACAGAUAGUCUGAUGGAAUUGGAGCUGGAGGAUCGUAAGACAUUGAAGGUGCUGCUGCGUGCUGUGGCCGAAAUGGAGCAAGAUCUGGCACUGCAUGCAGAUACUGCAGAGCAGCAGCUGCAUUUGCAGCUGGAGCCGCAGCUUAAGCAGCAAGUGCAGCAUGAAGUCAAUCGGCAGACAGCAGCAGCAGCAGCGGCAACAAUGCCCGAUGAGCAAUCAAUCGGUGGACAGCCACGUAAGCUUGUGCGUGUGGAGCAGUUGCUGGGCUUAAAGCACGACAACCACAUGGAUCUGCAAAGCACCAUGCACAGUCUGCUCCAUACGAACAACGAGCAGCUGGCCAAUGCCAACGAAUCAGCAGCAGCAGCGCCAGCAGCAGCAACUGUCGCAGCAGCUGAGCUGCCAGCUGACAAGCUGUUGGAGCUGCAGAAGAAUGGCGGCAAUAAUCUAGCCCAAUGGCUAAAGCUGCUGCAUUCGAUUUGUGGCCACAAUCUGCGCAAAUUCAGCGUUCCUCUACUCUUCUGUGGUGUAGCCGCCAGCUUGAUCUACUACUUUCGCAAAGAUUAACUGGCCCAAGUAAUGGCCCAAGUUGUACACUUCCAUUCUGUUUGAACAUCGCAUUGACAUGGCACCAAAUUCCCUUACUCUCUUUUCAAAUCGACAAGCAACAUGUAACAAAUUACUAAAACAAGGCAAUAAAUCAACAACUAAAUAAAUAUAUACAAAGCACACACUAAACAGAUAUUUAUUAG